GACAAUGCCCCCCAUUUUCCGCGACUGAUAUAGAUGUCAUUUGACCAGAUAUGGUGGUGCUUGUAGUUUGUAUGACUGGUCAAAAGUGUGCAACCACAAGCACACUUUCUCAUUUACGCAGCCUAACUCUAUUGGGAAUUUGAUCACUUCCAUGUCGCUUCGACAAGAGGGUCGCAUAAAACUAAUGAGUUGACUCCCCAAUGAUGUUAUGUUGCAGUUUGAAUAAUUCGGCUGGCAAAUGGGGGCGUUUGAUUGUUUCGAUAGCAAGUAACGUGUACAACCAGAUUAGUGCUGUAUGUAUGAUGUCAUUUGGAUUGCGACAAAAUCAGCACAGGGGUCAAUAAUUCUCUCCAGAAAAAAAUGCAUUUAUAUUAUUGCAAUCGGUUCAUGACCAGUGUCCGCAUCUUUCCGUGUGUGUCGCUGCUGAACGCGAAAGUAACGUUGUUACAAAACGUUUGCAGGUGGAUGUUACGUAGCUAAACGAAACAAGCUAGCCGGGUUGUGUUCAAUGGUCUCCUCCUCCGCCUCCAGACUAAGUUUUAUUUGGCGACACUUUGUCAACAGUCGGAUGGGCGACAUGGCCUCCAAGGCACAGAUGCCAACCCCGGAAAAAGCGCUGCCGGGUCGGAGCGAAGCCAUCGAAGUAGCCGCUAAACACGACGUGAACGGCAACCGGACCGUGCCGCCGUUCCCGGAAGACACGCAGACGGUCGUUUUCGGGAUGGGCUGCUUCUGGGGGGCGGAGAGGAAGUUUUGGCGCCAGAAAGGCGUUUAUUCCACUCAGGUGGGCUACGCCGGAGGGUACACGCCCAACCCCACCUACCACGAAGUGUGCACGGGCAUGACAGGCCACGCCGAGGCGGUCCGAGUGGUCUUCCAUCCAAACCAGAUUUCCUUGGCCGAUCUCCUCAAGGUCUUCUGGGAAAGCCACAACCCGACACAAGGAAUGCGUCAGGGCAACGACGUGGGUACGCCGUACCGCUCGGCGAUCUACGCCUGCGACCAGCAGCAGCUCGAGGAGGCCAUCGCGUCCCGAGAUCAAUACCAAAAGGUUCUGACCGAGGAGGGUUUCGGAAGCAUCACAACAGAGAUUGCGGCGGGCAAAACCUUCUACUACGCGGAGGACUACCACCAGCAGUACCUGAGCAAGAACCCGGGCGGCUACUGCGGGUUGGGCGGGACUGGAGUCUCCUGUCCAAUAGGAAUCAAGGAGAAGGCCUCGCCGGCCAAUCCCAGCUAAGGAUCGUCGCGCUCGCUUCAAAACGAUGAAAUUGGGUUUUGAUUUUGGAUUUCGCGGGGGACCAGGACAAUCUGUUUGGAUUGGGGCUAGUGUAGAGCUCAUAUUCACAAAUCAAUGCUUUUGAGAAUGUUGUACAGUUAUACACAUCCGGAAAAUGUAAUCAAAUAUGCAUCAUCCAGUCACCAAAACGUUACUUUGAGAGGAUAAUACAUACAAAGCUGUUCUAAAAUAACCUCAUUAAAUAUACAUUAGAUGCAAAUCCCAAUUUGUAUAGCACAUCUUUCAAAUAGUUACGCUAUACAAAAAGAGAACUGCGAUGGUGGAAAACCCCCCCCCCCAAAAAAAAAAAAAAAAAAAAGUCAAACCCAGUCUAAGACUGUUCGCCAACUCUGAUCUCUGAGGGGACACUACAGCUCUGCUUACCUUUCUGCUUUGACAUGACCUGAAAAUGGUUAUUUCUUUCUGGGACUGAGCUUGGGUGCCAAGUUAGUGGUGGAGAAAUUUGCUGUGGGACUGCUUAUUAUGUUUACUCACCCACCAGAACAACUUUAUUGCAAAAGAUGAAAGAUUUAUUUGGUGAUGUAAUUUCACACUUGAUGGCUAGGCUGGCACGCAACUAUUCGUAUACGAGACCUUAAAAAAGUGCGAUUUUUCUCAGCAUGCCGUAUGUCCACAAAAACUUUCCUCAAAAGUUGCAAGUGCAAAAUAACACCUCGUCGUGCCGGCAGAGGGCAGCAGAGUAGCGGCUUCGUCCCUCUCCAGCGCAUCUCUUUCCUUGUUGGCACGAGUUAUUUUCCCUUCUCUCCAUAAAUAACUUUGCAUUAUUAACACGUGACCUUUUGACAGCGGCCGUAAUUGGAACGUCUGUCAUCGCCGUAAUGAUAAUCACCAGUUGUGAAUGAUCGGGAGGCUGCUGAAAGACGGCGGCGAUAUUACCGCGCUUUCCCCGUGAGAACAAACGCAGAAUACAUAAAUCACCGCCACAAGAUGGAAUGUAAAAAAAAAAAAAAUUAAUCCUCGAGAUUUGCGGAAGAUAAAAGCCAGCAAAUGGAACGAGUUGGACUGGUUUUUUUUUUUUUUUAAAUUGGAUGUCACACAAAAACGCUUCCGAGUGGGAAACGCUUAGAUUUGUUACACAGGAGAAAUAUUUUCUUUCACAAAUGAAAUGAUUUUUAUUUGCUCAAGUUCAAGCUUGUUUGAAACUCGCGACCGCGUCGCUUUGGACUAGAAGCCGUCAAAUUACUCGUAUUGUAAAACUAUGUGAGGUGACAUGCAAACACAUUUUCGGUCUUCGCGCUUAUCGUUUGUCCGAAUACGUAAAUGGACAUCCCACAAUGACAACAUGAAAAUGUUUUUGCAAUUUUUACAGAUUUGUCAUAAUGUAUAUAAAAGAAUGAAAGUACAUAUGAUAUAUUUAGCUGGCUUACUAAAGUAUAGUCACAAAUGGCCAUUUAUAUAGUGGCCUGAAUUUUCAUUUUUUUCUCCGUGGAAUGUGACUUUUGGGCCAAAAAUAAAUAGAAAAAUAGAUUCA
Syngnathoides biaculeatus (alligator pipefish) is the source of this 2771-nucleotide messenger RNA. It is a transcript of the gene msraa, whose product is annotated as methionine sulfoxide reductase Aa. Gene Ontology annotation, cellular component: cytoplasm. The coding region runs from base 509 to 1240 and encodes 243 amino acids. The record is from RefSeq and is a predicted model, not a curated record. The transcript is spliced from 6 exons. Gene Ontology annotation, biological process: cellular response to oxidative stress. Gene Ontology annotation, molecular function: peptide-methionine (S)-S-oxide reductase activity. Lineage: Eukaryota; Metazoa; Chordata; Actinopteri; Syngnathiformes; Syngnathidae.